AUGUUGGUGACACAGCAGAGACAGUGGUGGAGACAACAAUGUGAAAAGACAGGUCACCCUCGGGGCUCAUGGACUUACCAGUGCUCACUUCAGUCAACUGUGAAACCCCCUAUUGGGUGGUGCAUGUACAAGCAGCUCAUUGCUCCUCUCUCACAUAGCCCAGUCUCAUGGAAGUUCACCAAUGCCAGCCAAAUCUCAAGGUGUAAAACAAUUCAUAACGUGACUAAGGGUAGGAGCCAAGCAUGUUCCUGUGAUGCGGAAAAGGUGUCACAUGGGUUAAGUUGUGAAAGGUGUGUAAAGAUGGGAGGAUCAGGGGAGUGGGGGAGUGGGGGGAGGUCAGGGAAGGUGGUUCUGGGGUUGUAUGGCCAGGCACCAUACAAUUUCUCUUCUAGCCCAAUUCAAGAUCAUCACAAACAAGUCACAGCCAGCAAUCAUGAUCAGCCCAGCCCCUCUAAUGCAGCAUCUGUCACAGUACAUGGUGUUGCCAGUCUUGGGCCAAAGGCCUCUGUCAAGCAGAGUAAAAUGUUGGAAUAG
Cantharellus anzutake is the source of this 534-nucleotide messenger RNA. RefSeq lists its product as uncharacterized. The record is from RefSeq and is a predicted model, not a curated record. The coding region runs from base 1 to 534 and encodes 177 amino acids. Lineage: Eukaryota; Fungi; Basidiomycota; Agaricomycetes; Cantharellales; Hydnaceae. The transcript has 6 exons.